Penicillium canariense is the source of this 606-nucleotide messenger RNA. RefSeq names its product COX20 family protein. The coding region runs from base 1 to 606 and encodes 201 amino acids. The transcript has 2 exons. NCBI's taxonomy places the organism in Eukaryota, Fungi, Ascomycota, Eurotiomycetes, Eurotiales, Aspergillaceae. Gene Ontology annotation, biological process: mitochondrial respiratory chain complex IV assembly. Gene Ontology annotation, cellular component: mitochondrial inner membrane; mitochondrion. The record is from RefSeq and is a predicted model, not a curated record.
AUGGCAGAGAAUCCUCGAGAAUCCGGCUCCUCGCAGGAGCCUGGCAGCCACCUCCCGGUCAGCAUCCCAAAUACCGACCCAAAGAAGCCGAAGCAUGACUUCCCUCAAUCACAAGUCGGGAAGUUAUGGGAUGCCUUUGGCAACCCCGAAGAACCUGUGAACGCGCUCGCCAAUGCGUCCUACAAGCCCCGGGGCAAGGACCCGAAAGAUGUCUCAUACUCUGACGUUGUCGGCUCAGUAUCCCUGUCCGAAAUCUCAUCAUUCUACAAGGCGCCAUGCGCACGAGAAUCGCUACUGACCGGAAUUGGCGCUGGAUUUGGUAUUGGUGGUGUACGCGCUGUAUUUGGAGGGAUGCGCUCAUUAUGGUCCGCCGGCAACUGGGCAGUCGGAAUAUUCGCAGUCACCUCUCUGGGGGCGUACGAAUUCUGUCGACGACGCCGGAUUCAAGAAUUGCAUGGAAUGAAGGAAGCUGUUGAGCUCAUGAAGGAAUUGAAGGAAAAGAAGCAACGGGACAAGGAGAAGGCUGCUGAGGAGGCAGCCAGGCGGGCAGAGGAAGAGACGCGGAAAAAGAGUUGGACAAACCUCUCCAACUACAAAUUCUGGUAG